GCCGCUGAAUGGGCGCGCGGCUGCGGGCUCCGGCCCCCAGCGCCCGGCCCCGCUCGGCUCCCGCCCCGCCCGGGCCUCCGCCGGCGCCGCCAUCCACCGCUCCGCCUGUGAAUGAAAGGCAGGCGGCGCCGGGGGCUGCUGGCAGGCGACGCGGCGUAGACGCGGCCUCCUGGCGGAGAUGUACGGUGUGUGCGGCUGCUGCGGCGCCCUCCGCCCCAGGUACAAGCGGCUGGUGGACAACAUCUUCCCCGAAGACCCCGAGGAUGGCCUGGUGAAGACCAACAUGGAGAAACUGACCUUCUACGCCCUGUCAGCACCAGAGAAGCUGGAUCGCAUCGGCGCCUACCUCUCAGAGAGACUCAUCCGGGACGUGGGGCGCCAUCGAUACGGGUAUGUGUGCAUUGCCAUGGAGGCACUGGACCAGCUGCUCAUGGCCUGCCACUGCCAGAGCAUCAACCUCUUCGUGGAGAGCUUCCUCAAGAUGGUGGCCAAGCUGCUGGAGUCGGAGAAGCCCAACCUGCAGAUCCUGGGCACCAACUCGUUUGUGAAGUUCGCCAACAUCGAGGAGGACACGCCAUCCUACCACCGCAGCUACGACUUCUUCGUGUCCCGCUUCAGCGAGAUGUGCCACUCCAGCCACGACGACCUGGAAAUCAAGACAAAGAUCCGAAUGUCAGGGAUCAAAGGGCUCCAGGGGGUGGUGAGGAAGACGGUGAAUGACGAGCUGCAGGCCAACAUCUGGGAGCCCCAGCACAUGGACAAGAUCGUGCCCUCCCUGCUCUUCAACCUGCAGCACGUGGAGGAGGCCGAGAGCCGGUCCCCCUCACCCCUGCAAGCGCCCGAGAAGGAGAAGGAGAACCCAGCCGAGCUGGCCGAGAGGUGUCUUCGGGAACUGCUGGGCCGGGCUGCCUUCGGCAACAUCAAGAACGCCAUCAAGCCGGUCCUCAUUCACCUGGAUAAUCACUCUCUCUGGGAACCCAAGGUGUUCGCCAUCCGCUGCUUUAAAAUCAUCAUGUACUCGAUUCAGCCGCAGCACUCGCACCUGGUUAUCCAGCAGCUCCUGAGUCACCUGGACGCCAACAGCCGCAGCGCGGCCUCGGUGCGGGCGGGCAUCGUGGAGGUCCUGUCCGAGGCUGCGGUCAUCGCAGCCACAGGCUCUGUCGGGCCCACCGUGCUGGAGAUGUUCAACACUCUGCUGAGGCAGCUGCGGCUCAGCAUCGACUACGCCCUGACCGGGAGCUACGACGGGGCCCUCAGCCUGGGCAUCAGGAUCAUCAAGGAGCAUGAAGAACGCAUGUUCCAGGAGGCAGUCAUCAAGACCAUAGGCUCCUUUGCCAGCACCUUGCCCACUUACCAGCGCUCGGAGGUGAUCCUGUUCAUCAUGAGCAAGGUGCCCCUGCCUUCGCUGCACCACCCCGUGGAGCCCGGGAGGACAGGGGAGAACAGGAACCGGCUGACGCAGAUCAUGCUGCUGAAAUCCCUCCUCCAGGUAUCCACAGGCUUCCAGUGCAGCAACAUGAUGUCAGCACUGCCCAGCAACUUCCUGGACCGCCUCCUGUCCACCGCCCUCAUGGAGGACGCAGAGAUCCGUCUCUUUGUUCUAGAGAUUCUCAUCAGUUUCAUCGAUCGCCAUGGCAACCGCCACAAGUUCUCCACCAUCAGUACCCUCAGUGACAUCUCUGUCCUGAAGCUGAAAGUGGACAAGUGCUCCCGGCAGGACACCGUCUUCAUGAAGAAGCACUCCCAGCAGCUCUACAGACACAUCUACCUGAGCUGUAAGGAGGAGUCGAACAUCCAGAAGCAUUACGAGGCUCUCUACGGCCUGCUGGCGCUCAUCAGCAUCGAGCUGGCCAAUGAGGAGGUGGUGGUCGAUCUCAUCCGCCUGGUGCUGGCCGUUCAGGAUGUGGCCCAGGUCAAUGAGGAGAACUUGCCCGUGUACAACCGCUGUGCCCUCUACGCCCUGGGCGCGGCCUACCUGAACCUCAUCAGUCAGCUGACCACGGUGCCCGCCUUCUGCCAGCACGUCCACGAGGUGAUAGAGACCAGGAAGAAAGAGGCUCCGUACAUGCUCCCUGAGGACGUGUUUGUGGAGAGGCCCAGGCUGUCCCAGAAUCUUGAGGAAGUGCUGAUCGAGUUCCUCUUCCGCCAGAGCAAAAUCAGCGAAGUGCUGGGAGGCAGCGGCUACAACUCAGACAGGCUGUCCCUGCCCUAUGUCCCGCAGCUGACAGAUGAGGAUCGUUUAUCCAAGCGGAAAAGCAUCGGGGAAACCAUCUCCCUGCAAGUGGAGGUGGAGUCGAGGAACAGCCCCGAGAAGGAGGAGCGCGUGCCAGCUGAGGAGAUUACCUACGAGACGCUGAAGAAGGCCAUCGUGGACAGCGUGGCAGUGGAGGAACAGGAGCGUGAGCGGCGGCGGCAGGUGGUGGAGAAGUUCCAGAAGGCUCCAUUUGAGGAGAUUGCGGCCCACUGUGGGGCCCGGGCGUCACUGCUGCAGAGCAAACUCAACCAGAUCUUUGAAAUCACCAUCCGGCCCCCUCCGAGCCCUUCAGGAACCAUCACCGCCGCCUAUGGCCAGCCUCAGAACCACUCCAUCCCCGUGUAUGAGAUGAAGUUCCCUGAUCUCUGUGUGUACUGAAUUCCGGGAGACCAGCACCUCUCAGGGGCUCGCCACCCAAAUGCCAUGGAACCCCGACUGUCGUCUUGGAACAUAAGUACACAGGGCGUCACACCUCCCGGGCUGGACCAGAAGCACUCUGCACCCUCCUGCUGCUUUCCUGUCACCCUCGAGAGAUAUCGGCCACUUACCCCUGGGGCCCAGCAAGCAUCUCACCUGCACCUCUGUCUCCUCCCUUAUGUCAGCAGGGACCGAGAAUCGCGGGGAUCUCGGAGAGAGACUGAGGUGCCUGCUUGCUGUGGCGAGUCACCCUCUUUCCUGGGGUGACCUGGCGGGGGCGGGCAGAGCUGCUCUUGGCCCAGGAGGGGACGAGGUAGAGACACCGUGGGACAGAGGAGACGACCUUGGAAGAACUGCAAGAAAGAUGGCUGCUCCCUACCCAGAGCCCUCCUCCUUCCCCCCUCUAGGGCCAGAGGUCCCCACGUCUUUGGGGUCUUUGCCCUUUUCAGCCCCUCCUGCCAGGACUCUCUUUGUGCUUCCUUCAGUCACUUGUUAGUGCUGAGCCUGUAGGAGGGGACGUGGUAGCAGUGGCCGGGAGAGACUGCAGGGGCAGAGAGGGUGAAGUGGAGGGGCGGGGUGGCUGUGAGGACCUGCGAGCGACAGGCUGAAGGUGACCGUGGCCUUUGCUCCACUCCUGUGUGUCUCUCCUGGAAUUUUGUCCGAGUUGCAUUCUUUCUCCUGGAUGUCUUUCUUCCUGAGGAUCCCAAAGUGUUUCUACAGCCCCUGCGUCCAGGGAAGGCAGCACGGGAGGAGGAAGUGCAGGGGUGGCUCAGCAGCUGGGGCAGGAGUCACCGACUCCCAGGUGACACCUUUUAGACUCCAGCUCCUCCCCUGCGGCCUCUUCCUCGCUCUUGGAUAUCUAGUGGGCUUUCUGGUUUGGUUUGUUUUGAUUUGGUUGGCGGGCCACAUCAACAGAGUUGGGAAUGGGGAGCCACUUCCGGUGAUGUCAGGGAACCAUGUGGGGUGCCUGGGCUCGAACCUGGACCUGCCACAGACAGAGCAUGUUCUGGAGCACUGAGCCAUCUCGCUGCCCCUUUAGUCCCGCGCCCUUUGGUCAUUCUGGACCGGGAGAAAGGCAGGACAGAGCCAUCGUUGCAGGCGCUCCCCCCACCCCACCCGGAGGGCUGUGACUGUGUUGUGCACUGGGGGGCAGGACAGGAGCAGAGAAGGUGCUUCUGCUCCCUUCCCUAUCUCCCCAGGGGGCCUUUGUGCCUCUAAGGGAUUCCAGGCCCCAGACUGAAAAUAGCCCUUUUCUUCUCUUACAGCCAAGCUUCUCACAGCUUCCCUGGGCUGAUACAAUUCCCCUAAGAUGUGAACAGUCAAAUGAUACCGCUCUAGAGAAUUUCCCCUUGAAAACCUGAUUUGCUUGACCAAAGGAAUUUUGGGAAUACCGUCCCUGGGCUAUGUGGUGUGGGGUCAGGAUCGGCUGUUGCUGCUAAGAGUGCAGGCUUCCCCGACCCCCUUGAGUCACUCCCCCGCCUCCCCCCUUGUAUGUGUUCUAACUGCCCAGGGACAUGUCACCCAGUGGAUUGAUGGGACAGGUUUUGCAGCCCUGGAGAACUGUGAUGAGGGAAUUUCCCAGCACUGGCACGGAUAGGAGAGGUGCUCACUGGACCUCCUUGAGGCUCCCGGCCGGUCUUUGCCUGGGGGGACCCUGGCUCGCAGGAAGCCUGUGUGAUGCCUUAGAGGCAGUUUGUCCCCACCUCCCAUGGCUUUUGGCUUCUCCUCAAUCCAAACUCUCAAGCAUGAACUUACAUUUCUCAUGUCACUCUCUCUUUAACAAGCCAUGGUUAAAAAUAGGGACUGGAGAGGUAGCACAGCAGGUAGGAGUGUGUGCCUUGAACGUGACCACCCUGGGUUUGAUCCUCAGCAUCCUAUAUGGUCCCCCAAACUCCGCCAGGAGUAAUUCCUUAGUGCAGAGACAGAAAUAACCCUGAGCACUGCUGGGUGUGGCCCCAAAGCCAAUAAGCAAAUAAAUAAAAGUUAAUAACUUGAAACCAACGUGAAGGCAAAUGGCCUUUGGAAGAAACUUCAAAGACAAUCUAAAUCUCAGAUUCUAGUUUCAUCCCUUCUCACCAGAUCCUUCCCCUUGCUCUCCUGCCGGCUCCCACAGAAACCAUGUUUUAUUCUGACACCCCCUGGGCAGCAGGACCCUCCCCCAUAGCCACUUGCUGCCUUUCAGGGCCCUGGGACAGGUGGCGGUGGGGAAUGGUCUUGGCACCACUUGCUAGAGGCAGCACUAGAACCCUCACAUCCAUUUCACCGUGGCCCUGGUCCCCACCCCGGGGAAAAUAAUGACAAAAAUGUGUGACUCCCCCUUUGUCGUACACUUAAGCUCUUUCCUCUGGUUCUGUCUGAUGCCUCUUUCCUCUGGUUCCGUCUGAUGCCGCAGCCUCUCCCAUCGCUGGGCUGCCUUGGGAGGACUGGCCAGUCAUUGUCCUGGGUGCCUUCGUCUCAGUUUCCCUUUAGGCUUAUAAUUCCAGGGCAUCAGCCCAGCGGACGUGGAGUAGGACCAGGAUUCUGGCCAAACACACUUGGGCAAGUUUCGAAAGCCUCAGCAAGUGUAAGGGGAGUGUUUCCGUGGCCAGAAAGUACGAUGCGGCCUAAGCAAUCUCCUCCCCAGGAGAGGCUGAGAUUGUGGGUGUCCAGGCCUCAGCCCAGGAGAACAUUUCCUGUCUCCAAGCCCCCCAGGGCCUGGCAGUGCCCAUGACCUUUUCGUCCCCUUCUCUGUGACCUUGGGGUAUCAAGGCCCUCUAAGUCAGCUUGUCCCCAGGCCCCCGGGGCAGCCCUGUAUGCACAAGGAAAGGCUGGAGAGAGGGUUGCACGCCGUCUGGGAGAGUUGCAGUUCGGGUUGGCUCAGCUGCUCGAGUCAUGGACAGGCAAAAGGUCCACAAGAAACGCCGCAUGGCCCCAGACACCCCUUCUCUUCUGGCUGUGGAGUCCCCACUGCCCUAUGCCUGUCCCCUGACCCUUUCUGAAAAGGAGAAAUACGUGAUUUCUCGAAAUAAGUGACUUCUGAUUCCUCACCAGAAGUACAACCCACACCGGUAGAAGAAGAAUUAGAAAAGCCUGUGUCAUGCCUCCGCCUCAGACUCUCAAGGGUCUGAGCAACAGGGAGAGUGCUCCUGGGGCAUCUGCAGCACGGGGAGAAGUCUGAAGGGGUCGGGGCUGCUGUUUUUCCCCUAAACUGGCCUAAGAGCCAGAUCGGCCCUGCAGGGCCUCCCCUGGCUGCAGGCCAGGCCUCGAGGCUUUUCUGGGCCCCCAGAGGAACCUUCCAGUUGCUAUUCCCCGUCCCCAUGUCUGCCUGGAGCCUCGGGAGCAGCUCUAAGAAGUGAGGCCCCUUCGCCUGGUCACCCUUGGAGGCCAAGCCUGAGCUGCUGGUCUGAGUGGCUUGUCAACGCAGACCUCCCCUGCCUCUCUGGACCCUGCAGGGAGUUGCCGAAACAAGACGUCUCCCUGCCAUCACGCGGGGACACAUAUGGACAGUGCGAGCCCUUUCAUCCCAGGAACCCGAGAAUCUCAUAAACAUUCCCCUUAUCCCAAACCCUCCCAAGGCCUAAUGGCUGAAGGGUGGCCACGGUGGGGUGUGGGCAGCUGGAAGUGGGAGGCUCUGGGGCUGGAAGGCCCCGUGCCAGGCCUCCACUGACCUAAGAACCAGAUCAGCCCUGCCGGACCUUCCCUGGCUGCGGGCCGGGCCUCUGGGUUUCUCCGGGCCCCCCACCCAGAGAAACCUUCCAGUUGUCGAUGACCAGGUCUUCUCUCGUUCAGGGCCCUGAGCCACCUUCCCUCUUGGAGCGCCUCCCCCGUAACUUGAUUCAGGCCACACAGGAAUCAAGUUGCAAAUUUCAAACACUGGAAUGUUUCUGCAUCCCUUGGGCCUUUGCCACCGGGGCAAGAGUAUGUGUGCCCUGGUGGGCACGUAGUUCCUCGUGACGUAGCCAAUAGAUGAUGUAUUUAUACUUGAGUGCAGAAUUAGUGCCUGGGGCAGUUUUCUGGAUUUGAACUUAUUGACUCAAAAUUAGUCAUUUUAAAGAAGGGGGGAAGGGGCGGGGG
This is a messenger RNA of Sorex araneus (European shrew), 6724 nucleotides long. RefSeq names its product EFR3 homolog B (gene EFR3B). Gene Ontology annotation, cellular component: plasma membrane. Lineage: Eukaryota; Metazoa; Chordata; Mammalia; Eulipotyphla; Soricidae. The transcript has 23 exons. Gene Ontology annotation, biological process: protein localization to plasma membrane. The coding region runs from base 179 to 2632 and encodes 817 amino acids. The record is from RefSeq and is a predicted model, not a curated record.